GACCAGCUUUCUUCUCGAACCCAUGUGUCUUGAAAUAUUUUGUUCUUUUACAGUCAGCAAAAAUAUUUCUUUUUAAAUGGUCAUUUUUAUUGCACAACGACGCUUUAUUUCAGACGUACUUUACUGCUCUCGACUAAACCUAUUUCACUUGCUAUGAGGUUAAAACGACAGUCUAAAGGUAUCUCGCCUUCCGCCAAAAGAUUGAAGACUAUAAAGGCACCGGUUUCGUUUGAAAAUGGGGGAAAAUCUUCUGAGGGCGAAAUAGUAAGGGAUAACUCGUCUGAAUGCUCUACAGACUCUCUACGUAGUACGUGUGAUAGUUUGGCUAGCGAAAUUGAAGCUGAAACAGCAGCAAAGCUAACACAAUGUUUAUCUUUGGACUGUGAGAUGGUCGGUGUUGGUAUUUAUCGUUCUUCUGCACUGGCCAGAUGCAGUGUGGUCAAUUAUAACGGUGACGUAGUCUGUGACGUAUAUGUCAAGCCUGAACAGCCUGUGACUGAUUAUCGUACAAAGUGGAGCGGCAUCCGCAAAGGAGAUCUAAACGAUGGCUGCACUUUUCAGGAAGCGAGAACACAAGUGCGACAGAUCAUAACAGGUCAUACAUUAGUUGGUCAUUCUCUACAUUCAGAUCUCCAUGCGUUAAACUUAUCACACCCUCGGCAUCUAAUGCGGGAUACGUCUAAGUACUGUCCAAUUAGAGGCCUCGCAGGCUUGCAACGUAAUAUGACACCAUCGUUAAAAGAUUUAACAAGUAUAUUGUUAAGUCGUACGAUUCAGGAUGGUGAACAUUGCUCGGUCGAAGAUGCUCGGGCAGCGAUGUCGUUAUAUCAACUCUGUGAACAACAGUGGGAGAAAGAGCUACGAGGUGAACUGAGCAACCAAUCGUAUCUCUCGGAUCUGUAUUGGCCUUCUUGGACCAGAACAGGGAACCCCAGUUAGGUUUUGAGUGGAAUAAUGUGAAAAUCAAUACAUCAUGAAUGAUUAUGAAAGUAUUUGGAGACAGUUGUAUGAAAUCCUGAUAGCUCUAUCUGCUGGGUAAAGCUGUAAAACUAUAGAUUUAAACCCUACAAUUUGUAUGAAAAUAUAUUUGAUAAAUACAAAACUUUAGUUGGUUGGUUUGAGAGAAAUACAACUACCGGGAAAAUAUAAGCAGAACUUCAACAUUUCGUAUGAAGACCCUUUGUCUUCCCAACUGCCCAACUGUUUAAUUAUUAAAGUACACAACACCAACACAAUAAAAAAAGUCUACUGAUUUCCUGAAAAAGGGCUUUCGAAACAUUAAAGUUGUGCUUAUAUUAUUCAGGUAGUUAAUUUUACAAAGUUUGAAAAAAUCACCAGUGCAUAGUGUUGUACUGCCUGUGACAUUUAUGUUUGAAUUAAAAUUGUAUGUCUAAAAAUCUUGUGUUUAUUAUUGAAUCAUGCCAUGUUACUAGGCAUAAAACUAAUUUAUUAAGAAUGACAAAUUUUGUAAUAAUUUGAAGUUUCUAUCAUUUUUAUGUGAUCAAUAAAGUUGUGUCAGCAU
Messenger RNA from Paramuricea clavata, 1522 nucleotides. The record is from the annotation of a GenBank genome assembly. Lineage: Eukaryota; Metazoa; Cnidaria; Anthozoa; Malacalcyonacea; Plexauridae.